GUAAAAAGUGGCUCAUGUGCUUUACUUAAAAAAAUUCGAUAUGAAAUUUGUUGUAGGUAACAUAAGCAAAUCAUCUGGACGGCUUGGAUGUUUAGUCUUCAAUGAAAAUGGACAUAAGUUUAAGACGCCUUUACUACUCCAAACAACUAAAGGAGGAAGCAUACCUUAUUUAAGUCGUGAAGUUUUCGAUUAUGUGAGUAAGGAUGUGCACGUACUACAAAUGUCGUUGGCUAACACGGACAGCAUGGCAGAGUCACUUAAAUUGUUUAAAGAUAGUGUUAGUGCUUAUGUAGGUUAUAAGCACUACCCAGUUUUAUUAAUGAUACGUGAUCCAUGUGAAAUUACGCCAAGUGGUUUUAAUGACAAAGAUAUGGUACCACUUUACACGAGAAGAGGUAAAGAGGCUCUAACAGCGACGCGGUAUAUGGAACUUGUUCAAUCGUUUGCACCUGAUUUGUUUACAGGAUUGAGUGAUGCUGAUACAAAUUUUAGUAGCGGUAAAAAAAGAGUACAGAAAUCUGUAGAUAGAACUGAACAGUUUAUGGAGGAUUGCUAUAAAAAGCAUUCGGAUGCACUAAAUCUGCAAAGUUGCACAGUUUUGGCACCUAUUGUCGGAGGUUAUAAUACAUACGCACGCACACAGUCCAUAAAGCAUGCACAUAUGAACGGCAAGAAUAUUGUAGGUGGGUAUUUACUAGAAGGAUUUCACAAUAAUGGUCUCACUGCCACAGAAAUACCCACAGUGGAAUUGUUAAAAGUUGUAACUCACUGCAUUAAAGAAAUGGAUGCUGAUAAACCUAAACUUAUGUCUGGCGCUUAUACACCUCUUGUUAUACUAGAACUAAUCCGUUUGGGUGUGGAUAUAUUUGAUACAUCGUACGCUUGUCUAGCUGCUGCAAACUACAAAGCUCUUGCGUUUAAUUAUAAUUUUGAUAACGUUAAAGAUCUUUCGAGUGCUUUUGUCGAUAUAACAGAUGAGAGCAUAAAAGAAGAUUUCACACCUCUAAUUUCUAAUUGUGAUUGCUUAGCAUGCCAGAAACACACACGUGCAUAUAUUCAUCACUUGUACAAAACAAGAGAGCUGCUUUGUUCUAUUUUAUUAAUGAUACAUAAUUUGCAUCAUUAUAUACAGUAUUUCGAAACCAUACGGACUUGCAUUGCAAAUGACAAUUUGGCAGAUUUAAUAAAUCUAAUCAAAUAUCAAAACUCUGAUCAUGAAAUUGACUAUAUUAUCUUGGAAAAUGUGAAAACUAUAGCAGCCAAAGGUUUUACACUGAACAGCAAUGAUAUUUGAAUACAAAUUUUAUUUUAGUAAAAAAUAUAUAAUUUCUA
Messenger RNA from Teleopsis dalmanni, 1332 nucleotides. Its product is annotated as queuine tRNA-ribosyltransferase accessory subunit 2. The transcript is spliced from 6 exons. Bases 41 to 1294 code for a protein of 417 amino acids. The record is from RefSeq and is a predicted model, not a curated record. Lineage: Eukaryota; Metazoa; Arthropoda; Insecta; Diptera; Diopsidae. Gene Ontology annotation, molecular function: tRNA-guanosine(34) queuine transglycosylase activity.